UGACCAAAACACUAUCAUGGCGGCAGCCGCUGCUGUCCGGGCGAGCGUGGGACUGACGUCGAGAUUCGCUAAAGUCGCACCUGAUUGCAGUAUUUGCCCAUUUAAUCGGUUAAAUAUCUGCAAUAAAGCUAUGUUGGGUUCCACGAGGAGCCGGUCGAUCGACCGUUUCUCGGCCCCGAACAGACAGCUACAGACGUCGAUAACCCGGCACCAGAGCGAAGAGGGAAGCUCUAAAGUGGAAGACCCAGACGAGGAUGUCAUUAACGUGGUGUACAUUGAUCGGUCUGGACAGAGGACCCCGGUGAAGGCUAAAGUAGGAGAAAACGUCCUAUACCUGGCGCACAGGCACGGCGUCGAUCUUGAAGGGGCCUGUGAUGCAUCCUUGGCAUGUUCCACAUGUCAUGUUUAUGUAAAUAAUGAGUACUAUGAUAAGCUACCUGAGCCUGAUGAAAGGGAGGACGACAUGUUGGACAUGGCCCCUAUGCUACAGGAGAACUCUCGAUUGGGUUGCCAGAUCAUUUUGACCCCUGAGCUGGAUGGCAUUGAGCUGACCCUGCCCAAGGUCACACGGAACUUCUAUGUAGAUGGUCAUGUGCCCAAACAUCACUGAGGGGGCUGGGAGUGAAGGAAGAGUAAACAUGGAAGAAAUCUGCAACUCUGAGUAUGACCGUUUAAAGGGCCGAAGAGAAAUGUGGAAAACUUAAACCUCAAUCUUAUUUAUUUUUCUUGCAAGUAUGUCUAAGGAGUUUGGUGAAUGGUGAAUAAUUUCUUGAAAAUCGGCAUUAGCCUUUUUUCAAAAGAAACAGCGGAUUAUUUCCAGGGAUAUGUGGUCAGGAAUACCAUGUGGUGUCUAUAUAUUAAAAGGCACUUGAAGGUCUUGUGUUAAACUGUCCAGCUGACUAGAUUUGUAAAGCAACACGGGGAUGUUUUGCUUAGCUGGAAAACUGACAGCAGCAAAUUCUAUAAUCAACCUACAGAUCUGUCUUAUAAUUUCAGAAUUUGACAAGGGACAUUCCUCUUUAAGCAGUCAGAUGCGUAAUUAUAUUUUUCAAUAUUACAGUUAUUAAACAUCCCCCCCCCCAUCUCAUCUCAUCUCAUCUCAUCUCAUCUCAAUGUUGGAUUAAACAUUUUGUAGGCUAAAUGUUAUUUCAAGGCACAGGUUCUUAUUGCUCUAUUAUUCAGACCCAGCAUCCCAUGGGAGUGUUACACUAACUGAACUAAGCAUGUUUGCUAGGUGUCGAACUUUGCCUUCGUCAGUAUUAUGAGUGCACUCGUGUUUGUUUCUUUCACUACUGAAAUACACAAUGUUUUCUGUAACACGGGUGGGGUGGACUAGUUCAUCAUUUGUAUGCCCAUCUCUACUCUGCAAAAUGUACACAACACAUAGCCUUGCACCUACUGUAGGUUUUCUUUUUUUUUCUUUUUUUACAGAAAAUGUUUAAUAUUUGUUCAAUAAAAUAUUGCAUCCUCAAA
Electrophorus electricus (electric eel) is the source of this 1473-nucleotide messenger RNA. It is a transcript of the gene fdx2, whose product is annotated as ferredoxin 2. Gene Ontology annotation, biological process: P450-containing electron transport chain. Gene Ontology annotation, cellular component: mitochondrion. The record is from RefSeq and is a predicted model, not a curated record. NCBI's taxonomy places the organism in Eukaryota, Metazoa, Chordata, Actinopteri, Gymnotiformes, Gymnotidae. Gene Ontology annotation, molecular function: electron transfer activity; 2 iron, 2 sulfur cluster binding.